This is a messenger RNA of Fusarium venenatum, 855 nucleotides long. RefSeq names its product NADP-dependent oxidoreductase domain-containing protein. The record is from RefSeq and is a predicted model, not a curated record. Gene Ontology annotation, molecular function: oxidoreductase activity. Lineage: Eukaryota; Fungi; Ascomycota; Sordariomycetes; Hypocreales; Nectriaceae.
AUGAACACCGCACUCACUGCCACCAGCCACCUCUCUAUUCAAAACUCCACAAGUGGAAUUCCCUGUAUCGGGUUCGGCAGCUACAAAAUCCGCGGCCAGACGUGCGCAGCCGCCGUGCUUGCAGCGCUUUCCGCAGGGUAUAGACACAUAGACUCAGCGGCUCUGUACCGGAACGAAGUACGUGUCCGUGAAUCAAUUGAACAAUCCGGCUUGGCUCGCCAAGAUUUGUUUCUUACUACAAAGGUGGGAAGCCCGAGAAGGAAGACGGAAAGGAUCGAGGUCUAUGAAGACGUUCUCGAGGCAGUGGAGCGUAUUGCUGGAAAGGAUGGCUACGUUGACUUAUUACUGAUGCAUGUCCCUGGAACAUCACGAGAACAUCGACAAAGCUUGUGGGGAGCUAUGGAGAGAGUAAAAAGAGAGGCAAGAGCACGACAUAUUGGUGUUAGUAAUUUUCGAGUACGGCAUCUUCAGGAAAUGAAGGAAUAUGCUACCGAGUGGCCUCCAAGUGUGAAUCAAAUCGAACUUCAUCCAUGGUGUCAACAAAAAGAAGUUGUAAAGUACUGUCAAGACAAUGGUAUCAUCAUCGAGGCAUAUAGCCCGCUUGCUACUGGUGCCCGGCUGGACGAUCCAGUAGUUGGAAGCGUCUCUACAAAGCAUGAUAAGUCGCAUGCUCAGAUUCUUAUUCGUUAUUCACUACAAAAGGGUUGGAUCCCGUUACCCAAGAGCUCGAGGCCGGAUCGCAUUUCCGAAAACUUUGAUAUCUUUGAUUUUGUCCUGGAUCAAGAUGAUAUGGAAACCUUGGAUAAUCUGGAUAACGGGUCGACGGGUGCUGUAUUCAAAAUGAAUGUAGACUAG